AUGAUCUCGACGGUAUCAACGGUGUCAAGACGGACGUUCUCAAGCCAAACGGCCCGCGUAUUCCAGAAAUUCAUAUCGCCAAAUGAGCUAAUUGCCAAAACAGCACAGCAACAAGUUGAAGAUGAAGCGUUCCGUAAUCAACUUCUUCACGAAACCACCAAACCAUACGAGCCACGCACAUUCAGCUCGCAUGAGACAUACAGCGAGAACAACAAGAGACCGGUCCCCCUCAACGUUGAGCUUUUGAAAUACAAACCCUUGCGCCACGCCAAGACUCACGGAGACGAGGUUUGCACUUUGACCUUGCGCGGGUAUAACGAGCCCGAUUUGGAACGCAUGGGUGAAUUUGCGUUGCGAUGUGGCUAUUAUCUCGGUAUACCCAUGUCUCAUUUGAUGAGAGUCAAGACGGAGAACAGAUUAUAUACCGUGAUCAAGUCGCCUUUUGCCCAAGCUAAAACCAAACAGAACUUCCAUCGCACUACAUAUAAUAAAAAGUUGAUUGCUUACGAUGCAACUGCGGAAGUUGUUGAUUUGUGGUUGAGUUACUUGAACAAGUACAAGUUUGACGAUGUUGAAAUGAAGGCUACGGUGUCGGUUUACGAGAGCUUGGAUUAUAACCAGCUGUUGCAACUGCAAGAGUUGGAGUUGCCUGCUGCGUAUAACGGGAUACUGGAUCCCGUAGCGUUGAAAGUGAAGGAGUUGUUGGGCUCGGAAGAGUUUAGGAAACACUUGUGA
Molecule: messenger RNA, 735 nt
Organism: Lodderomyces beijingensis
Lineage: Eukaryota; Fungi; Ascomycota; Pichiomycetes; Serinales; Debaryomycetaceae
Source: the annotation of a GenBank genome assembly